Cylicocyclus nassatus is the source of this 1671-nucleotide messenger RNA. Lineage: Eukaryota; Metazoa; Nematoda; Chromadorea; Rhabditida; Strongylidae. The record is from the annotation of a GenBank genome assembly.
AUGAUCAAGAGUCGAAGUGGCCAAUCCAAGCAAGCUGCCUACCAAUUCGAUGUAAUAUUUAACGGUGAUUUCGAAUCUGUACUCCAUAUUUGCUUAGUGCCUUUGACGGCAGUACUGCUGAGCGUUGGGAUAUCAGUUCUCGCCGAAGAGAUAAAUUCGUACGAUCCUGACUAUGGAACGUUUAUUGGCGAGUUGCCAAAUCUGGCAGAUGGAGAUGUACGAGGAAAAGUCUACGUCGUGAACGAUACGACAUUGCAAAUUGUGAACUUCACCUACAAUGGGAAUGCUCCUGACCUCUACUUCUGGAUGGACCGCAAGGAAAGCCCAACAACAGAUGGCACUAAAGUACCAUCAUUUGAGUACGGGAUAACUCCUCUGGGAAAGUACGAUAAUGCCGAGCAAGUUGUACUAACACUUCCAGGACGGCACAAAAUCAAUAAUUUCAGGAGCUUUUCACUUUUUUGCUUUAAAUAUGAGCAUAAUUUCGGAUCUGUCGCGAUUCCGGAAAACAUUAUCAUUCCACGUCCUCAGUUCUUGUCCAGCGAGCUAAAAGGCAGUCGCUACUCGGUCGGUUCGGGCCCUAUACUGAUUUUGGACAAACGAACAAUCAAGAUUUUCGGGUUCACUUUUGAUGCUGACAAAGCCCCAGAUGGUUACUUCUUCGUCGGGAGAGGCCCUAAUGUUGCCCAUGAUGCUGGAGUCAAGGUGCCGAUCCGAGGAAGGGACACUCCAGAAUUGAUCACAGCCAUGAACGAGCGAUAUCGUGGUGGACAAGAUCUGAUCAUUGACCUACCAGCUGACUACGAUAUCCAACACGUCGACUGGCUGGCCAUCUACUGCUACAAGUUCCGUGUUGAUUUCGGCCAUGUAGCCAUUUCGAAUGUUUCGUCAAGGAUUCCACCUUAUGUUCCUCCCCAGAAACGAUUCGACGACAUUUCUCCCGUAGAUGGAUGGCCUACAAUAUCAUUACUUGGAAAUGAAAACAGGCGGAACUUCACUUUUCAACUGGGAGUACCCGGAGGGAAAAAGGGAUAUCAGGCAAUGGCACGUGCUCGACCUGCUAAAUAUGUUUGGUACGUAAACGGACUUCUCGCAGAUAUCUAUCUCAAGCGAGGAGUCACCUACUCUUUCAUUGUCGAGGGAGGAUCCGACAAGUCUACAUCCGAGUUUUACAAUCCUCUGUACAUCACUGAUAACCAGUCUGGUGGAUACGGGAAACUGAGCAAUGAAGAGAAAGAGCAAGUGAACCUGUUCUCCGGAUCUGAUCCGUCACGAGUGGCUGGCCGGUUGUGUGUUUGGACGAGUGACGACAAUGUGGAUCCAACAGAGUUCUCUACAUUCACCGAAUUUCGGAAAACGUUACGUUUGAAAUGCGAGACAGAUAAAGUGGCUGCCUACUUCCAAUUCACUCCUGACGAGAAAACUCCUGAUACCCUAUAUUAUCAGAGUUACUCGCACUACAACAUGGGUUGGAAGAUUCAUAUUGUAAACGAGUUACCGACAACAAUCCCAGAUGUAAAGGAAGAGCCGUACAUAUACGAACAAUGGCUGCAAACACAGAAUAAAAUGGCUAUGGUCCUCAAACCUUUCAAUUCAAACAAUGGAGCUAUGACAAGGGAAGCGCGAAAUUCUCACUACGAGACACUGGCAUCCUCCUUGACGUUAUACUGA